Molecule: messenger RNA, 537 nt
Organism: Necator americanus (New World hookworm)
Lineage: Eukaryota; Metazoa; Nematoda; Chromadorea; Rhabditida; Ancylostomatidae
Exons: 1
Coding region: 1-537 (178 amino acids)
Source: RefSeq, a predicted model, not a curated record
AUGAUGUACGGAUCGGAGACUUGGGCAGCACCAUCAACGGUUAUGGAGAGGCUUGACUGCACGGAACGAAAGCUGCUUAGGCGGCUACUUAGCUACUUUUGGCCUAGGGUAUGUCACAAUGAAGAUCUUUACGCAGAAAUUGAUGUGGUAUACCGGCGGAUGACACGUGGAAAACAUCAACAUCUUGCACCGCCAUCGAAAGUGGCUAAAGUAAAUCGUCUUCGCUUCUUUGGUCAUAUAUUAAGGAGAUCGGCAGAUCGCCUUGUUCAACGAGUUCUGAGGAGUUCGUCGGGUUCGAGCUGGAAGAAGCCACCUGGCCGAAAACGGAAGUUCUGGACUGAGGCGGUGAAAGAGGACCUGAGAACACUCGGCGUGGAUAGGCAGUUCAGGCGAGACGUAAGGUUUCGCAGAAUAUGGAAUAGCGACGAAUGGAUUGAUUCUGUGCAAGCUCUCGCAGAAGAUCGAGAAGGUUGGGCAGAGCUGUGUUCAAGGACGGCACACCUCGGCGAAGAUGCGGGUAAUCGCGUCAGGCGAUGA